AUGGAAUUUUCUAAUGAGGAAGAAUCUUCAUCAGAAGCAGAUGAAUAUGCAAGCACAUCAUACGAUGAUACGGACGAUGAAUGUGUCCAAGAGGCUAAUGAAGACCAGUGUGAAGAUAGUGAACCUGAUACUGAUGACGCUGAGGAAGAUAUACAGAAUUACGACAAACAAAUACAUUUAUUAUUGAAAAAAUGUCGAAAAUACAUUAAAAAAAUCUCCAGCUCUUCCAUAUUAUCAAGUGAACUAAGAAAACUAGCCAAUGAACAAGAAUUGAAUGUCGAAUUGAUUCUAGAUAUGCGAAUUCGUUGGAACUCCACCUUUAAAAUGCUUCAACGGUUAUUACUACUGAAACGAGUCUUAAUGAAUUUUCAUACCUUAUCAUGUUCUACUUCUGUGGGCAAUUUCGAAUUAUCUGAUGAAGAAUGGCGUGUACUUGAUACAUUAUCAAAAACUUUGGAUCCAAUUAAUGAUGCCACAGAGCUAUUGUCAGGAAGAAAUUACUCUACGCUGGCUAUAGCAGCAUAUAUGAACCCAGAAACGAAUAUUGGUAUGACAGCAGACGAAAUAUCCGUAGCCAAAGAACUGAUAAUUAAUGAAGUAACGUCAAUGGCAUUGUCAACUCCUUCUUCAUCCUCUAAUGAACACAAAGCACCUAUUAGUCACACUUCCAAAUUCGGAUCAUAUUUGAAAAAAUGUGGCAUGUUAUUAACACCAACACGAAAAGUAACACCACCUUCACUUUUAACAAGUACGACUAUUAAACAAGAAAUUUCUCUGUACUCGAUAAUAUCUAAAAUGAAUUAUGAUUUAUCGUUAUUUUGGUUAGAAUAUGGUCGCGAGCUACCAUUAUUAUCAACCUUGGUUAAAAAGUAUCUAGCAAUACCAGCUACUAGUGUAGCUAGCGAAAGUACAUUUUCGCAAGCUAAUAAUUUUACAAGAAAAAAUCGACUAUCACUAACUUCAGCAACAACAAGAUUGUCUAUGUUUUUGAAAGACAAAUCACAAUCAUUACAAAAAUAUACAUGUAAACGUAAGACUAUCACGUUUACAAAUUUUUUUGUAUAUCCGAAAAUGUUAUCAAAAUUAUCAUCAAAGCAUUUACUAAUUCGCUUAAUUCCUAUUCGAUUAUUUGCCAUUACAAAGGGUCCGAUGACGACUGGCAGAGAUGAUUCGGGUACACCAGUGAAAGAUUCAUCGAAGAACAAAGAUCCAGCAAAAUCAACUCACGAGCAUGCACCUGAAUGGAGUGAAAAGAAUGCUAGUCAUAGUGAGGCAACUAUUAAAGCCGAUAAAUUUACUCCUGAUACACUGAGUGAAGAAUUGCUUACAGGAACCAUUGUAGCUGUGGAGAGAAAGCACAAAGACAAGACUUUAGGACCAGAGCCAAUAAUAUGUAAUUGUUUUUGUUGUGUACCAUCUCCGUGUAAACCAACUUUACAAGGAACAGUGGACGUAAGCUCAUGUUUGUCGACAGAUGAAUGUAAUUCAAAUUGUCAAGAACAAUACGCAACCUGUAGUAAACUAGCUGCUGUCACAUGUCUUGAAGAUUCCACAGAAACAAUACCAUCAUGGUUGUUGUCUAUUGAUACGAGCAAUAGUAUAUCGAUUGAAGGUUACACAGAAACAACACCAUCAUCGUCGUCGUCGUUUACUGAUACAACCAAUAGUAUAUCGAUUCAACCAACCACAAAUAAAAACAGUGGACGACCGCAAUUAUGUGGAUUAUUUAUACUUUGUAUUAACAUAAUUAUAUUGCAAUAUAUAACGUUACACAAUUAA
Didymodactylos carnosus is the source of this 1779-nucleotide messenger RNA. The record is from the annotation of a GenBank genome assembly. NCBI's taxonomy places the organism in Eukaryota, Metazoa, Rotifera, Eurotatoria, Philodinida, Philodinidae.